Molecule: messenger RNA, 1929 nt
Organism: Daphnia magna
Lineage: Eukaryota; Metazoa; Arthropoda; Branchiopoda; Diplostraca; Daphniidae
Product: translocation protein SEC62
Exons: 9
Coding region: 1-1506 (501 amino acids)
Biological process (GO): post-translational protein targeting to membrane, translocation
Cellular component (GO): endoplasmic reticulum membrane; endoplasmic reticulum
Molecular function (GO): protein dimerization activity
Source: RefSeq, a predicted model, not a curated record
AUGCCUCUGGAAAUGGACAUAAUGAGCCGAUCCAACUAUUCUGAAGCGGGGCUACACAAAAGCAAGAGGCGUCGAUCUGCAAAAAGUCAUGCAACCAAUGACGAUUCCGCAACGAAAAAAACCAACAGAAAAGACCCUACGUACAGUGCAAACUCUGUUUUCAAUGAACUGCUUAUUUUGAAUUCUUCGUCGCCCGGAGCUGAAGAUGGUCAAAAGCCUCGUUCACAUGCAAAUGCCCGGGAAAGGGAUCGUACUCAUAGUGUAAACAGCGCCUUCACCGCAUUGAGAACUUUGAUUCCUACUGAGCCAGCCGACAGGAAACUCUCAAAAAUAGAAACGCUACGCCUUGCAUCCAGUUACAUUGCUCAUCUUGGAACCCAACUUCUGGCAGGUCCAAUGGAACAACCCUGUUUAAAGCAUAACGGUCCAACCCCGGGUUUCGACAACUCCAAUCCACGACCAGUGUGCACCUUCUGUUUGGCUAGUAUGAAAAAAAUGGAUGUUGAAGUAAUGCAUCCAGCCACCAAGCCUACCAGCGAAGAAAUUGCAAUUGCAAAAUGGAUUAAAGCCAAUGUUCCUUGCAAGAAAACAAAAUUUCUCAGUCACAGUGUGGAGUACUUCACAGCCUCCAAAGCAGUUGACAAACUGUUGAUAUCUCCCUGGAGCUCCCCAGGAAAAAAUAAAGAAGAACCCCUUUUUACUACACGAGAAUCAGUGGUUCAAUACCUUGACUUAUUAUUGAGGAAAAAGUUCUUUCAUAGAGCUAGAAAAAUUCCAGUCUCUGAACAGGAACUGAAAGCUCGUUCAAAAAAAAAAGAAAAGAAAAAGGAAAAAGAAGAUGGGAAAAAAGAAAAACAAGAAGCUGAAGAGGAAAAAAAAGGGGAUGAUGGGGAGAGUAGUCAUGCUGAAGAAAAAAAGGAUAAAGGGAAAAAAGAAAAACGCAAAAUUCGACUUGAUAUGCAUCUGGAGCAAAUUUUCGUCGAUGGAAAUGAUGCCUAUGUGUGGAUAUAUGAUCCUAUACCGUAUUAUUAUUGGCUUGCCGGUGGUGGUGUAGUUUUAGCCGUUGUAGCUCUUUGUCUCUUCCCUCUUUGGCCGCCUGUCGUAAGAAAAGGUGUCUAUUACCUGAGUAUUGGAGCUGCGGGGUUUCUUAUGUUUAUCUUUGGUCUUGCUGUUCUGCGUGUGCUAAUUUUUUGUCUGUUAUGGCUGGUAUCAAUGGGUCGUCAUCAUCUAUGGAUCUUCCCAAAUCUCACUGAAGACGUUGGAUUUUUUGCCUCAUUUUGGCCGCUGUGGAAGUACGAAUGCAGAGACAAAGAAUCUCCAAGCAAGAAGGACAAGAAAAAUAACGGCAAGAAAAAACUAUCUGAUGAUGAAAACGAAGAAAAAGCGGAAGAGAGUGGCGGAGAAGACACACAACUUGACAAUAUUGAGGAUACCGAAGACAAAUCCGAAACAGAAUCGGAACAAACGGGAAAGGAUUUCGAAAUGAUUGAAAAAGACGAUGAGUAGGGAAUUCCUUCUAAUGGACUUGAAAUUGAAAUGAUGGUGUGCAUAAUCAUUUGUCGACACGUAUUGAUGAUGGUGAGGUUUACGCGGGACCAAAUUUUUGUUGUAACUGUAUAGCAAUUUCGAGGUUUACCAUCACUUAUCGUAAAUGCAUUGUAGUAGGCUCGAAAUUGGAGCUUUGCGAGCGAUAAGUGCUUUAAGUAAAAGUUAGUUUAUGGGAUGGUUUACAGAUUUAUUUAUUACUUCACAUCCACCUACCUUUGAAGGAAUCCCUAAAGGUUUUACAAUAUCCAUGCAUUUUCAAUGGUGCGUGGACACUUGUUUAAACGUUUAUUUAUAAUUUUAACAUCCAAAAUAUAGAUUGAUACAAGUAAUAUCAAGGUACACCGCUUACCAACUAGGUCGAAUACACAUUACUAUUCUCUC